CUGAGCAACCCCGGAAAAGAGCGUUCCUAAUCGCAAAGCGUUUUGGGUAACGUAGUCUUCUAAUCCUGUUGAUCGCUGAAAUAAACUUCUUGAAGACCUUAUACAUUCAGACAGCCCGAUGUCAACUUUGUAACAUGCUAAACCAGGAAGUUGACGGAAAACUGACUGCAAUGGAUCAGUAUUGGUGAUGGAAUUGCCAAUUGCGUCAGACCUGGAUGAUCCAGGCCCUGGGAGCCUUUCUGGGGGGCAGACGCGGACUGUGAAGUCCCAUCUGCUGGCUUCCAGAGAGCUUUUGGUGGCUGCCCUGUAUAACCUUGCUCCCCUGCUGGACAGAGUCCUGGCGGCUGGCCUGCUCUCCCAGGAGAACUACUUUGAGGUGGGGGCGGAGAGGACCCCUCAGGGCCGUGCCCGCAGGCUGCUGGAGGUGGUUCAAGCUGAGAUGGAUGAGGUUGGGGCCAGGCAGUUCGUGGAGUGCUUGAGGAGCUGCAGGCAGCACUACCCCCGCCUCCGUGAAUGGCUCAGCCCCGAUGCAAGUAUGGAACGCUUGUGUGUUAACACACGUAUGUGUACGACUGGGCUAAAAUUCUAUGUCUCAGCAAAGAUGGUCAUUAAGUCAGCAUGUGUUUUGUCUCUCCACACAGACAUAGAGCGUGGACCCACAGAGCGUCAGCUGCAAGCCCAGCUCAGCGUGCUGUGUAGCCGGUUGGGCUACUCUGUGCUGCCUGUCGCCCUGUCGCUGUUCUCCAACGGGACCCUGACCCAGUUUGAACUGGACCAGGUCCAGACAGCGCCCACGUCCUACCAGCAGACCCACCUGCUCCUGACUGCCUGUCUGGCAAAGGGAGAGAGGGCCUGCUGCCGCUUCUACCAGGCCCUGGGUAGUGAAGAUCCACAGCUAGCCUCAGAUAUCAGCGGGGAGACUUCAAACGCCGGUGGCCUGGAAGAAGCUCAGCACGUCUCUGUGGUCACUGGUCAUAUCAGCUCUGUCGCAGUGGAGGAUCAUGGGGUUUGUAGUACUCCUGUGGAAGCGGUGGAUCAGGGCGUCUGUAAUGCUCCUGUGCAAGUGAGGGAUCAGAGUGACUGUAGUAUCCCUAUAGGAGUUGAGGAGAUUGGAUCCUUCCCAGAAAACCACUCACCCUCAGGCGUGCUGUGGCAGGUGCUGUCUCAGCUGUCCGUGGUCCCCGGGGAGGACGCCAGGCUGAACGUGUGUGAGCUCGGGGUGGCCGUAGGUCUCCCCAGGAGGACGAUCCGAGAGUGCCUGCUGGAGGAGGUGGAAGUGGGGGACGCAGCUCAGCUCAAGGCCCUGGUUGACCUCUUCCUCAGUAAGACCGGGGAUACCACGAGGCUUCUGGCCAGGAUGUCAGAGAGUACGGCACAGAGGGUGCUGCUUUCGGAGAGGGGAUGCAUGUUGCUGAAGCUACUGCUGGAAGCUAAGGCCUUCCUUCAUUCUGGGGACCACCGACACUUGGGAGCUGAGGAGCAUGUGGACAAAGUGUGGAUCAUCUUCAGCUUCGUCAUGUGGGACAUCACAGCAGAGGUCCUGGAGGAGCCCACGGUGGAGCCAUGGGAGCCCAAGGCAGGAGUCAGUCUGUUACGAGGCAGUGAGAGAGUUGAGACGGAGCUUCUCCAGGAGCUGGAGGAGUGUUGGGCGGAGGGAGGAACCGAGAACCUGUUGCAGAGCAUUAGGGUUUUGGCCCAGGUGCUACGAGACCUCCACCCCCUCCAGGACAGAGUGUGCCUCUCCCCCCCAGAGGGCAGUGUGUACUCCUGCCGUCCUCACAGACUUCACCGGGUCACCCGUUUCCAGGGCCUGCCUGCGCGGACCAUCCGCAAAGCCCUGGGCCACGGAGCUCCCUCCGCCUCCGCCCCUCUCCCCAGCCAGUACAGAGACCUCUGUUUCUGCAUCGCACGUCUGCUGAACAGGGUGAGCCCAGAAGAAGGGGCCGCCACCACGGAUCUCUCCCAGGCUCCCAGCGCCGCCAUCACCCAGCACAUCCGCUCAGCCCUCGCCCGGUCCGCGUUCGGAUCCCAGAGCUUUGACGCUGGGGUGAGACAUAGGGUCCUGUCUGUGGUCAAGUACAACCCGGUCCAGUGGGGCCUGUCGAACUUACAGGAGCUGCACAGAGACACCCUGUUAGGCCUGGAGAGCUACCUGAAGCCCGGGGAACAUCACAGCUUCCAGCUGCUCCUGGAGAGAGUGCAGGUCUUGGGCGGGUCGGUGAUACACUGGGCCGGGAGGGUCCGGGGCCCGGUCAACAUCGACCACGGCGUGGAGGAAGUCCUCGGAUUCGUCACCUCCAAGCCGGCCUCGUUCCUGGUCAGUGUUAGUUGUCGUGGUUACGAAAGGGGCGGGUUCUUCUGGGUGCGCGAGCCUCGCUGCGUGUGUCUGUCCGGGCUUGGGGAGGGCGGGGUGCCGGGUUUAGGGGACACCCCGGGGGUUUUGGCUGUGGAGGGAGAGACUGUGUGGGUGAGGGAGGGGAGUCAGGUCAGGGAGAGGGGGACAGAGCUGUCGGCCACGUUACUGGAGAUGGGCUGCUGUUUUAGGGUCAACACCUCAGGGACAUUUUGCCAGGUCAAGUUCAUUUACAAGACAGGGAACAUCUCUGCUGUAGCUGAGAAGAACUGUGAAGUAGUCUGAGUCGCUCAUAUUUAACACCAGAACCAAAUAGUAUUCUGGUUAUUAAUGUGGAUUGCAUAAGUAUUCAGCCCCCUUGGACAUCUUCAACAUGUUGCCUUACAAUGUGUUACUGAAAUUUCCUGUGACGUUUGUCAGCAAUUUCCACAACAUAUUUUGUAAUGUCAAAGAGUAAAAACGUUUAAUUAAAUACAACACUAAUAUACUUCGAUAAGAUUAGUAUUCAGCCCCUUUGACAGUGAGGUUUCUUGAGUAUGUCUCAUACAGCUAAUGUAUUGUUUUGGAUGUGUCCUAAUGUCAAUGCAAUUAGAACAAAUAAUGUAUUCAUUAGUUUUUUGCGAUAUUAUGAUAGGGCCUUGUGGCACGUGGAUGCAUGUCUUUGUGGUAUGUCUUUCUGUUUAUUGUUCACUCAGUCUUUAAUUCAUUAUUGUAUUGUUGGUACAAUGUGGCUGGAAAUCCAUUGCGGUUUUGAAAUCACAAAUGGAGAAACGUGAAAUGCAGCACAUACUAAAAACAACAAAUGUUGCUGACUUCCUUUAAGCAUGGAGGAGUGAGUCAGUAUUCAUCCACAGCAAUGAGACUGAUCAGCUACAAGAAGCUUUUGGUUGCCGUGGUAGCAGCUAAGGGUCAUCAAGAUGCUAUGUGACUGAUCAUUAAAUAAGCAUAAACCUUG
This is a messenger RNA of Esox lucius (northern pike), 3308 nucleotides long. RefSeq lists its product as uncharacterized. The record is from RefSeq and is a predicted model, not a curated record. NCBI's taxonomy places the organism in Eukaryota, Metazoa, Chordata, Actinopteri, Esociformes, Esocidae. Bases 188 to 2638 code for a protein of 816 amino acids. Gene Ontology annotation, biological process: regulation of apoptotic process. The transcript is spliced from 8 exons.